Molecule: messenger RNA, 2554 nt
Organism: Carica papaya (papaya)
Lineage: Eukaryota; Viridiplantae; Streptophyta; Magnoliopsida; Brassicales; Caricaceae
Source: RefSeq, a predicted model, not a curated record
UUUUGGCUAUAAUACGCAAGUGCCUGUGUUUACUUCUACUUUGGCUCUUCAUGAUCUCUAAAGUCUCUUUAGACAGAGAGAGAAAGAGAAAGGGAGCGGUUUCCAAGGAGAUCCCAGGCUUCGGUUGGACCCGAAUCUUCGGUUAUCUAUCUCGCUUGGAUCUCUAUUUCGGGUUCUGGGUACUCCAUUUUGGUACUCUUCCUCUAUAGAAGCUCGCCAGAGUGGAAGAAUAUAGCUCCUUGGUACAACAUUCCCAGCUGAAGGUACUGGUAGCUGCCUAGCUUUGGGUAAUAGCUAGCUUGGUUCUCGUUUAUUCAAUCCAUAACUUGUUUCAAGUGUUGGGUAUUUUCUUUUUUGUUUUUUCUUUUUCAAACAGUGAUUCAGUUCUGGAGAAGAAGAAGUAGAAAACCCAUUUACCAUUUUUUGUAUUCUUGUUGAUUUGUUAUAUGGGUGGUUAAAAGUUGCAAACUUUUGAGCUUUAAAUCAUAUGGGUAUGGAAUCUGAUUCUAAGAAAACAAAGGACUCGUUCAACUCGGGCGACUCAACCCGGUCAUUGCCAUUCCCGGAUGAGGUGCUGGAGCGGGUCCUGUCUCUGUUGAAAACGAGUAAGGACCGGAGCUCUGUCUCGCUGGUGUGCAAAGACUGGUACAACGCCGAGCGGUGGUCAAGAUGCCAUGUGUUCAUUGGAAACUGCUACUCCGUGUCGCCCGAAAUCGUGACUCGCCGUUUUCCGAAUAUACGUAGCGUCACACUCAAAGGGAAGCCGCGUUUCUCAGACUUCAACCUGGUGCCGGAUAACUGGGGUGCGGAUAUUCAGGCCUGGCUCGUGGUUUUUGCGGCCAAGUAUCCUUUUCUUGAGGAGCUCAGGCUUAAGAGAAUGACUGUAACUGAUGAGAGCUUGGAGUUCUUGGCUCUCUCGUUUCCCAACUUCAAGGCUCUUUCGCUUUUCAGCUGUGAUGGGUUCAGUACUAGUGGUCUUGCUGCCAUUGCCACUCAUUGCAAGAACUUGACUGAGCUCGACAUACAGGAGAAUGGCAUUGAUGACAGAAAUGGAAGUUGGCUGAGCUGUUUUCCAGAAAACUUCACAUCAUUGGAAGUGCUAAAUUUUGCUAACUUGACUAGUGAUGUUAAUUUUGAUGCACUUGAAAGGCUUGUAAGUAGGUGCAAAUCAAUGAAGGUUUUGAAGGUUAACAAGAGUAUUUGUUUGGAACAACUACAAAGGCUGCUUGUUUUUGCUCCUCACUUAGUGGAGCUUGGUACUGGUUCAUUCUCACAAGAGCUCACAAUACACCAGUAUGCAGAUCUUGAAAGUGCCUUCAGUAAUUUCAAGAAUAUGCAUACACUUUCUGGUCUAUGGGAAGCUACUGCAAUAUAUCUUCCAGUUCUUUACCCUGCCUGUGCAAAUUUGACAUUUUUGAACUUGAGCUAUGCUGCAUUGCAGAGUGAUGAACUUGCCAAUCUUCUCUCUCACUGUCCGUAUCUUCAGCGCCUUUGGGUACUAGACACAGUAGAAGAUAAAGGGCUGGAGGCUGUCGGAGCCUACUGUCCUUUGCUCGAGGAACUCCGUGUAUUCCCAGCUGACCCCUUUGGUGAAGAAAUAAUCAAUGGUGUAACAGAAGCAGGGUUUGUUACUGUGUCUUAUGGCUGCCCAAGACUCCACUACGUCCUCUAUUUUUGCCGCCAGAUGACUAAUGCUGCUGUUGCUACCAUUGUGCAGAACUGCCCUGAUUUUACUCAUUUCCGUCUAUGCAUAAUGAACCCAGGUCAACCAGAUUACACAACAAAUGAACCUAUGGAUGAGGCAUUUGGUGCUGUGGUUAAGACCUGUACUAAACUUCAGAGGCUUUCAGUCUCAGGUCUCUUAACUGAUCUGACAUUUGAGUAUAUUGGGAAGUACGCGAAAAACUUGGAAACCCUUUCAGUUGCAUUUGCUGGCAGCAGUGAUUGGGGAAUGCAAUGUGUGCUAGAAGGUUGCCCAAAAUUAAGGAAACUGGAGAUCAGGGAUUGUCCCUUUGGAAAUGCAGCAUUACUCUCUGGUGUGGAGAAGUAUGAGUCUAUGAGGUUCCUUUGGAUGUCAGCAUGUAAUUUAACUGUGAAUGGCUGUAGAAACCUGGCAAGGAAGAUGCCCAGGCUAAAUGUUGAGGUAAUAAAGGAUAAUGGGAGUGAUGAUCAGGCGGAAAAAGUGUAUGUAUAUCGCUCUGUUGCAGGUCCAAGGAGAGAUGCUCCACCCUCAGUGCUCACUCUCUGAAGUUUGAUAAUGCUAGGUGAUCUCUCUAUCUCUCUCUCUCUCUCUCUCUGUCCAAUGGAUACAGCAAUAGAUACGGCUCCUAAUCUAGUGAGAAUCCAAACGCACAAGAAGCAAUAAUGGUUCUUUAUCUUGAUUCUUAUGCAAGUUGUUUUCCUGGUUUAUUUGAACUUUGGGAUUGGAGAAGGUUGUUUCUCUGGUUUCGGAUGGACUGAGGAGGAUUAGUCCUGGACUACUGUCGACCGAGACCUACCAUUUUCUGUUAGAAAGUCUUAAUUGACCAUGGACGAUGCUGAAGCUUUUUCUCCU